ACAAGGUUCAAACGCUGCUUCUCCCAGUUUUCGAAUAAAGUUUAGUAGAACUAGAUCUAUGUUCGGAAAGCAGCCGGAUCCUUGGCGCAUGCGCAUAUUCUAAAAACCGAUUUGCACAACAGCGAAGCAUCAAAGAUGGCGGGAGCCCCCGACCCGCUGGAGGACAUGCUGUCCACCGAGGUGGACGAGAAGGCGGUUAGCGACCUGGUGGGCUCCCUGGAGUCCCAGCUGGGCGACAGGAAACCCCCCGCUGCUUCUGAUCCGGACGGGAAACGGGACGUGGCGGCGGUUGGCCACCUCUCAGGGAAAGCGGGGUCUUCGGAGCCUCAACAAGGGCACCAAACGGCGGGGUCGACCCGGGAACCGGGCGCCAGCCUGCCUUUAUCCGGGCAGACCGUUUCUUCUUCCGCCGGGACAAUAAGAAACACCGGGGCCGGUCUGCAGGCGGCGGGAGCCCCCCCUCUGAGCGCGUUACCCGGACCGGUAACUCUGAGCAGCCAGCCCGCUGCUAGCUUCCCCCGGGCUGCAGUCCUGGCUCCCAGCCCGGCGGAGACCAUCCGGACCUCCUCUCCCAGCCUGCAGAACCUAAACGGCAGCCCGGUAGCCGCGAAGGUGGAGGGUUCACCUGCUCCCGCUCCACCCGGCGGCUCCCUGGGUUCCCAGCCUGGACCCCCUCAGUCCCCGGCGGGCUCCCCCGCUGUGACCCUGCAGGGCCACCCCAGCCCUGUGAUCAGUACCGCCCAGAACGGUUUGGAGCCAAAGGUUUCCCCCUCUCUGCCAGCGGCUCCGGUCCUGAACCACAGCAACCCUCUGAUGCACACCAAGAUGCUGGUGACCAGCACGCCCGCUCCAGCUGCAGCCCAGGCCUCCAUCAUCCAGACCCAGACCGGCUCUGCGGUCAAAUCAACCGUCAACGGGGUGGCUCAGCCCGGGGUGGCGGUGGUUAGGCCCCCUGGAGGGGCCACUUCCAUCCAGCCUCAGAGAGCCGGGCUGAUAACCGCCACCACCCGGGCUGCUGCUCCUCAGACCACCCUGGCUGUCCGGCCUCAGCAGCAGACCACCAUCCAGCUGCCCCCCGGCUUCACCAUGCCUCCAGGUAUGGUUCUGGUCCGGACUGAGACGGGUCAGCUGGUUCUGGUUCCCCAGCAGGCUCUGGCCCAGGCUCAGGCCAAGCUCCAGCAGGGUCAGACAGUGGUCACCCAGAGACCCACGGCACCGCUGGCAACACCCACCAUCCGGGUCAGCACCGCCACCACGGCACCCGGGGCCCCCCAGACAGUCCGCCUGGCUUCACCCGCUCCGACCAGAAUAGUCCAGUCUCCCACCACCACCUCUGUACAGCCCCUCUCAGUCUCUCCUGCCGGAGCUGUGAAGAUGGCGGCGCCUCAGAAGGCCUCCACGGUGAUCACAGCGGGAGUGACGCCCGCAGCCAAGCAGGCGCCCGUUGCCGGCGCCGUGACGCCCCCUCCCGCCGCGCCGCCCGGCGCCAGGGUGACCGUGGUGUCACAGGAGAUGCAGGAAAACGUGAAGAAGUGCAAGAACUUCCUGUCCACCCUCAUCAAGCUGGCGUCCCACAACUCCCCGUCCCCCGAGACGUCCAAGAAUGUGAAGGCCCUCGUUCAGGACCUGCUGGACGCGAAGAUUGAACCUGAGGAGUUCACGUCUCGUCUGCAGGAUGAGCUGAAGUCCUCCCCGCAGCCCUACCUCAUCCCCUUCCUCAAGAAAAGCCUCCCUGCUCUGCGCCAGACGCUCCUCAACAGCCAGCAGUCUCUGACGACGGCUCCGCCCACCACCUCAGCCCCGCCUCCGGUCGCCCCCGGCUCCGUCACCGCAGCCACCAUCAGGCCGCGGCUUCCCGUCGGUGUCACGGGAACCACGGUCCGCAUGAGCCCGCCUGUCACCAACGCAGCCGUGGCUGUGGGCAGAUCCGCCGUCCAGACCAUCCAGAGCCGCUCUCCUGUGGUCCUCAGUCAGCCGCUCAGACAUCAAGCCACGUUCUUACGAGGGCCGUCCACCAUGGCGGGGAAACCUCCUCUCCAAAUGACAGCUCCGGCCCAUCAGAAGAAGCCAACCGACCCAGGGGGCGGGACCUUCAGAGAUGAUGACGACAUCAAUGACGUGGCGUCGAUGGCAGGGGUCAACCUUAACGAGGAAAACGCCCGUAUCCUAGCAACAAGCUCCGAGCUGGUUGGAACGAAAAUUCGGUCCUGUAAAGACGAAUCCUUCCUGCCACCAGGCCUGCUGCACCGCCGCAUCCUGGACUCAGCCAAGAAGCUUGGAGUGACUGAGGUGCCGCUGGAUGUGGUGAACCUCAUCUCACAUGCCACGGAGUCCAGACUGCGCUCUCUGCUGGAGAAAGCUUCUGUGAUCGCCCAGCACCGCACAGACGGAGCGAAGGAUGAAGGAAACAUGACCUACGAGCAGACGUCGGACGUUCGCUCCCAGCUACGGUUCUUUGAGGCGCUGGAGCGAAUGGAGAAACAGCGGAAAGAUGAGCAGGAGCGGGAGAUACUGCUGAAAGCUGCCAAGAGUCGGGCCCGGCAGGAGGAUCCGGAGCAGGCUCGGCUCAAGCAGAAGGCUAAAGAGAUGCAGCAGCAGGAACUGGCUCAGAUGCGACAGCGAGACGCCAACCUCACGGCCCUUGCCGCCAUCGGGCCGAGAAAAAAACGGAAGCUGGACUCAGGAGGCGGAGCUUCAGGAAGCAGUGAGGUGACAACAGGAUCCGGUUCCAGCUCCUCUGCUUCCUCAUCCCGGCAGCAGCUCCGGCAGCGGAUCACUCGGGUUAACCUCAGGGACUUCAUCCUGUGUCUGGAGCAGGACCGCAGCACGGCUCGCUCCCUGACGCUCUACAAGGCCCUGCUGAAGUGAGAAGCGCCUCCUGCUGGUCCAGCUGUGGUGCUGCUGGUGUUUCCGACUGAGGCUUUGGAUCUUCCAUCAACCCUGCUGGCCCAGUUACAGAGCUCCCCCAAUCAGAGCCG
Cyprinodon variegatus (sheepshead minnow) is the source of this 2978-nucleotide messenger RNA. Its product is annotated as transcription initiation factor TFIID subunit 4-like. The transcript is spliced from 15 exons. Bases 136 to 2868 code for a protein of 910 amino acids. Gene Ontology annotation, molecular function: RNA polymerase II general transcription initiation factor activity; protein heterodimerization activity; DNA binding. The record is from RefSeq and is a predicted model, not a curated record. NCBI's taxonomy places the organism in Eukaryota, Metazoa, Chordata, Actinopteri, Cyprinodontiformes, Cyprinodontidae. Gene Ontology annotation, cellular component: transcription factor TFIID complex. Gene Ontology annotation, biological process: DNA-templated transcription; transcription initiation at RNA polymerase II promoter.